This is a messenger RNA of Thalassophryne amazonica, 2325 nucleotides long. RefSeq names its product metalloreductase STEAP3-like. Gene Ontology annotation, biological process: copper ion import. The record is from RefSeq and is a predicted model, not a curated record. The transcript has 6 exons. NCBI's taxonomy places the organism in Eukaryota, Metazoa, Chordata, Actinopteri, Batrachoidiformes, Batrachoididae. Gene Ontology annotation, cellular component: endosome; plasma membrane. Gene Ontology annotation, molecular function: cupric reductase (NADH) activity; ferric-chelate reductase (NADPH) activity. Bases 154 to 1620 code for a protein of 488 amino acids.
AUCAGGAAGAGACGCGCCGCAAACCGUAAACAGCUUUUGGUUUUUACCGUAGCGACAUGAGUCGGUAACUUUAAGUCGACAUUCUACUUUAUGCUAGCAGCGGCUAAGUGAUAUCAAAGAAGCUGUCGUUCUAACAAGGUUUGUCCAUGCAUUAUGCCUGAUGAGAUGGUGCAGCCUUUAAUCUUAGACAGAAGGGAAAGGCCAGGCUCAAGACACCUGGAAGCAUGUGUGUCAGAGUCUGGUACUACAAUGAUCGGCAUCCUGGGAACAGGCGACUUCUCCCGCUCACUCGCCACCAGGCUGGUGGCGUCUGGUUAUCAAGUGGUGGUGGGGAGUCGAACUCCCAAACGAUACGUGGCUCUGUUCCCUGAUGAUGUUGAGGUCACAUCUCAGAUGGAGGCAGCCAGUCAGGCAGAUGUGAUCUUUGUUGCUGUGCACCCCGAACACUACUCCACGUUGGUAGAUCUGAAACAGGCGCUAGCUGGAAAAACACUGGUGGACGUGAGCAACGGAUUACGGCUCAACCGUGACGGGCCAUCAAAUGCGGAACAGCUGGCAGACUGGUUUCCGGAGAGCGUUGUGGUCAAAGGAUUUAACACGAUAUCAGCCUGGACGCUCCAGGCUGGACCUCGCGAUGGAAGCAGACAGGUAUUUGUGUGCAGCAACAACAGCAAAGCAAAGAGUUUUGUUGUGCAACUGUGCCACACCAUGGGCUUCAUUCCUGUUGAUAUGGGCCUGCUCUCCUCCUCAUUGGAGGUGGAGAACCUUCCGCUAUAUCUCUUUCCAUCCUGGCGAGUCCCUAUCCUUUGCACUGUGGUCCUGUUUCUUUUCUUCUACCUGUACAACUUUGUACAUGAAGUCUUGCACCCCUAUGUCAUGACACAGAAGAACGUCUUCUACAAAAUGCCCAUCGAGGUCGUCAACGUCACUCUCCCUUGUGUAGCCCUUGUGAUGCUCGGGCUCGUCUACGUGCCCGGUUUGUGCGCCGCUUACCUCCAGCUGUGGCAGGGCACGAAGUACAAACGCUUCCCAGCUUGGUUGGACCAGUGGUUGACCAGGAGAAAGCAAUUAGGACUGUGCAGCUUCUUUUGUGCAGUGCUACACACCCUCUACAGUCUGUGCCUUCCCCUGCGGAAGUCGGCCCGCUUCAAACUACUCAACGCUGCUUUUAAACAGGUGAAGGACAAGGUGGAGAACUCGUGGAUUGACGAGGAGGUUUGGAGGAUGGAGCUGUACGUAUCUGUGGGCAUCAUGGCCCUCGGGCUGCUCUCUCUGCUGGCUGUCACCUCACUGCCAUCAGUAGCCAACAACAUCAACUGGAGAGAAUUCAGCUUUGUACAGGCCACACUGGGUUACUGCGCCUUGUCCAUGGCCACGUUCCACACACUGCUGUUCGGGUGGGACCGCGCCUUUAAUUCUGCCCAGUACCACUUCCACCUGCCGCCCACUUUUGUCCUGGCCUUGCUCCUCCCAUUGGUGGUUCUGAUGGGCCGCCUGGUUCUUCUCUUACCCUGCAUGUCCCGACGCCUCAGGCAGAUCCGCCGUGGCUGGGAGAAAAGUCGCCACGUCCACUUCACCCUGCUAGCUGACGAGACACGAGAGGACGUCAGCAAUGUGUGAGACGCGUGCUGAUGGUGUGAACAGUACAGUUUGAACAAAAGUGUAGAUGUCCUGUUGUUUCUUUUAUUUUGCACUAUUAAUGUAUGAUGGCAGUUUUUCUGUGUAAAAUAUUUAUUGUUACUUUUCACACUGUCAAGCCAGAGCUAAAGCAGCCAUUAACGGAUAGAUUUAUUUUUAUAAGCUACUGUUACAAUAAUUACUGUCACAUUUCCUACAAAGUCUACACACACGUCAUGAUGUACAUUUGGUCAAAACAGUGAUGUAACAGUUUAUGUGGGUGUUAUCUGCACGUUUCUCUGCUGCCAUUAUCUCAACCGACGGAAGAGGGUGGAGCUUGUGUGAUCAUCUGUCAAUAUGAAAUAACUCUGAAAUCACUUUUUUUUUCUCUUAAAAAAAAAAAAUACAAAGGAAGAGCCAAGUUAAAAAUUCUUAUGCAAACUUCUCUCAUGAGCUUUUCUUUGAAACUUAUUUUUUUGAAAAUUUUUGAGCGCUUCUAUGAUGUCACAAACACCAACAGAUGCCAGCUUGAAGCCGCUCCCUCUGUCAGUUGGGUGUUAUCAUGUGUAGAUUAUGACUUCUGUGAAAUGAUUUGUGUAAAGGAUGAGCUGCGGUCACACCAGAGACUGACUACAGGGAACUUGAAUAUGUAUAAGUAACAGUUGAGCUCUGAAGGCCUUUGAUUGAGCCAUUAAAAAAAAAUAAUCC